This is a messenger RNA of Sycon ciliatum, 346 nucleotides long. RefSeq names its product large ribosomal subunit protein eL38. NCBI's taxonomy places the organism in Eukaryota, Metazoa, Porifera, Calcarea, Leucosolenida, Sycettidae. Gene Ontology annotation, biological process: translation; protein-RNA complex assembly. Gene Ontology annotation, cellular component: ribosome; cytosolic large ribosomal subunit. Bases 27 to 305 code for a protein of 92 amino acids. The transcript has 5 exons. The record is from RefSeq and is a predicted model, not a curated record. Gene Ontology annotation, molecular function: structural constituent of ribosome.
CGCUUUUCAGACUGUAGUAAUUGCGCAUGCGCGCGCUGAGAUCUUUCUUUCGGCAGCGUCCAUCUCGAGGGGAGAGCGCUGUAUCUAACAUCAUGCCGAAGCAAGUCAACGAAAUUAAGGACUUUCUCCUCACUGCGAGGAGAAAGGACGCUAAGGCUGUCAAGAUCAAGAAGCUGAAGGACCGCACGAAGUUCAAGGUCCGAUGCAGUCGCUAUCUGUACACCUUGGUUGUGACCGACAAAGAAAAGGCAGAUAAACUCAAGCAGUCUCUCCCUCCGGGUCUUUCUGUAAAGGAGCUCAAGUGAACUUUACGUAUGGACUAAUAAAUACCAGUCGACUUGGUCAA